UGUUUUGCUAUAUAUCGAGGCAUCGACCAAGAACCAAAAGCCCACAGAGUACUGAGAAGCAACAGUUAGUAACAAAGCAGGAAGAAGAAAGAUAGGGGCGGGAUGGGAAACAUACCAAAAUGCCACUAAGAUAGACACCAGCAGCUCUGAGAACAGUGGAUGAAGGCAACUUGAAGGGCAAAUUGAACUUGAAGAGUCUUUCUGAGUGAGUUCCUACGUCCAUUGCAAAGUGAUUGAUGAGUUGUGAAGAGGUGAAGAGAAGAGGAGAUAAGAAGAGAAGAGGAAGUUUGCCGCUGGCCAAUCACAUGAGAAGGUCGGAUAGAGGAGGGAAGAGAAGAGAAGAGAAGAGAAGAAGAUGCAGCUCUACAGUUCUACAGAAGAUGAGUGUUAUGGAUCAUUUAUUGGUGAACGAAAGAAACCUCUAAUAAAAAAAUAGUAUAUCAAAUUAAAUAAAAUGGAAAGGGAUGGAAAAAGCAAAUGAAGAAAAUUAAAACUAGGCCUCAUAUGUGAUGGGGGGGGGG
Molecule: messenger RNA, 521 nt
Organism: Ascoidea rubescens DSM 1968
Lineage: Eukaryota; Fungi; Ascomycota; Saccharomycetes; Ascoideales; Ascoideaceae
Exons: 1
Coding region: 237-425 (62 amino acids)
Source: RefSeq, a predicted model, not a curated record